GAAACAGUUAGCCCAUAACAUCACAUCAACUAAAGAAUUAAGAAUUUACAACAGAACAGAACUCACCCCACCUGCACUGCACUUCCCAGUUCCCCCUACUUAACCUGUUACCAGACCAAUUUCGCAUCCUCAGAAAGAACUCUCCAUCAGCAAAGAAGUUUCUAGAAAGAAGAACAAUAAAAAAACAAAACACACACAGAAAAAAACAGAGAGAAGAAACGCUGUACACACGCACAGUGAGAGACAGAGGAAAAAAGAAUCAAAGAUCAUUAAAUCAUGGAAGGCAUGGCAGAGGCAGCAGCAGUACCACCAGCACCAUUGCAAGAGCUGGUACUGACUCUAGAGCAAGCCACCCACAUGGCCAAACAGCUCCCCGCCACCGCUGACCCCACCCACCUCCUCCAAAUUUACACCUCUCUCCACCAAGCCCACCACCACCUCUCUAACUUUCUCUCCAAAACCCAUCAACAACAAUUCCCUCCUCCUCCUCUCCCUUCUCUGCUGCCUCUGCCACACGCUGCCUCCGAGAACUCCGUCUCCUCCACAACCGGCGGUGCUGACACUGACCCGAUGCAACUAGCGGAUGAUGAUGGGGAAGAUACUGAAGGGAAUUCGAAGGGCAUAAUUGAAAAAGUUGAGGAGAAGAUGAGGGAUUGCUUUAUUAAGAAUAAGCGGCCAAAGCGGCCGCUUUCGCCUUCGGCGGCCACGAUGGCGGAGGAGAGAAGGCUUUAUGAUGAUGGGUUUGGUAGGAGUGUAAAGGGUUUUGAUCCUUAUGCCACGAGGUUGAGGGCUUUGGACCUUGUGUACCAGUUUCAUGGGUGAAGAUGAAGAAACAGAGCAAAACAGAGGAAUUCAACUUUUGGGCAACAUGUUAUUUUAUUUUUAAAUUAAAUGUAGCUCAAAUUUUUGUUUUUUGGUUUCUGGUACGGAAGGAUAUGGAUUUUGGUGGAAUAAAAAUGGAGUAGAAGAUCGGGAUACUGGAAUUAUGGGUCUUUGUGGAUUCAGUCCUUCAGGAACAUGUGGAUGUGGGUCAACUCUCAACUUUUUCUAGUGAACCCUAAUUUUAGGAUUUUGUAAUUAAUUCAUUUUGGUUUUCUUUUCUCUCCGCCAUUGUGUUUGGAAUAUGAGUGAGCAAGAUGGCGAAAUUUUUUUU
Messenger RNA from Quercus lobata, 1153 nucleotides. RefSeq names its product AP2-like ethylene-responsive transcription factor SNZ. The coding region runs from base 277 to 822 and encodes 181 amino acids. The transcript has a single exon. The record is from RefSeq and is a predicted model, not a curated record. NCBI's taxonomy places the organism in Eukaryota, Viridiplantae, Streptophyta, Magnoliopsida, Fagales, Fagaceae.